AAACACGCAAUCAAAUGAAGUCAUUUUUCGCAGAAGAAGAAACUGCUUCGCGGCGGGCGUUGUAGAAUUUUAAACGAAUUUUUUUUUCUGUUACAGUUUUUUGUGCAAGUUUUUUUUUUUUUUUUAGUCUCUUUUGGAUACCUUUCAAUUCGCCAGGAUAUACUUAAUAUCUAUCUAAAAAGAAAGAGCGAGCUAUUUUUUUGGUGGACUUUUUGUGCAAAACUUAAAAAGGAAGCCUGUAGAAUACCUGAUUUGGGUUUGAAAAAAAAAGAAUAAAGUUAGUGCCAUAAAAGAUUUCACGGUUAUUAAAAAAACACAAGAGCAAGAGCAAACUGCUGCAAGCAACAGCCAUGGAUUCUUCAAUGUCUUCGUUGUAUUCGCGCGGCGAUAAUGACUCUGACGGACUAACAGCAAUACGGGCUACAACUAUUGGAACCGUUGUUGUACGCAGUGGACCAAUUCAAAUGGUGAUCGCACUUUUGCAAAGCCCAGACAAAACAUAUAUAAAAGUUGUGGAACUUGAACCACGAUUAACAACGCUUGGAGAAAAUAUCGAAGAAGCUGUAUCGCUACAAAAGCAACAUGACGAGACUCUUAGGAAAGUACAAAAUCUCCCAACACCACUCGACGAAUUCGCCCACAAAGCUGACAAGCUGCUCACAAGUAAACGCAUUAGCCCAGACCUCAUCACAGCAAUGGCUGAUACUUUACACAUCGUUUGGGAUGAUAUUCUCAAGCUUCUACACGAUCGCAAGCAUUUACUCGAUCUAUGUGCGAAUUUCCAUGAAAAAAUGGGUAGUUGUCGUGGCAAGAUGUCAUCUCUAGAAGUUGCCUGCAAAGAUACCAUGAUCCCAAUUGAAGUUGAAGCUGUUCAGGACUUCCUGAACAAAUUCAAACAACUUCGAAUUGAUGUUUUAACCACAGUUAUGGCAGCUCUGAAAGAUGGAAAUGAACUUCUAACACAAUUACAGGAAUUAACUAAACAGCAAACACUUGACACACGACCGGAUCAUAUUAAACGUGAUGCACUUCGAGCUGUUAAUCAAGUUCAACAAUGGUUGGAAGCUUUGCAUGAUCGAAGAAAUGCUUUAGAUCAGGCUUGGCAAACGAGAAAGACUCAAUUAGAACAGUGUUUGGCAUUGGCCAUUUUGGCCAGAGACUUGGAUGAUGUUGAAGGGGUAUUAAUGAAGAAGCGCGGCGAACUGUCUGGACAGUUUAGUUUGGGUGAAUGUGAACACACUGCCAAUAAAAAUCUUCAACAGUAUCAUGAACUGAAACAUAAUGCGUUACUUUUGAGAGAUCGGGCUCUAAAGAUCACUUGCGCUGAGGAAAAGCUCGUUUCUUCAGGAUGUUUUGCUGGGGAUGAGGCUCGUUCUAGAGCCUACAAUAUUCUCAGUGGAUGUACAGAAUAUUUGGAAGCUAUCGAACAGCGAGAGCACUGGCUUACACAAUCGAAAGACUUCUUCGGAAAAGCUGAAAAAACCUUGGCAGUUCUUGAAAAGCUCGAAAUCGAACUUUCCACUACCAAAUUCCCCACAAAUACACCCGAAAGCUUUGCAAUGUUCUCGAAAAUAUUGAAAGAUGUUCGUGGAUUCACCGAAGAUCCACUACGACUAGGCUAUAGCUUGCUGGAAGAAAUCGGUCGAACGAAGCCCGAAACACAGGGCAUCAAACGUGUUAUCGAAGAAAUCGAAAAUCGAAAAAUUUACAUCGAAAGUAUUUGCUCGACGAGUACGGAAGAGCAAGUUCGUGUCGAACAGGCUUUAAAUGAUUUUCUCGAACAGUACAAUCAGCUUUUGGGCUGGUUAGUAACUAGCGAUCAGAGUUUCCUACAGAAAUCUGUGUCGUUGGGUAGAAAUUUACAAGAGAGCCGACGUUUCUUGUUGCAUCAUCAUGAACUAAUGCAACAUUUAGAGGUAUCCAAAUUUUUUUUAAUUUAUUUAAAAUUUUACAUUAUUCAUAUUAAAAUUUUUUUUUUUUAGGACAAAGGCGAACUUAUCAAUAGCCUUUUGGAAACAAUUAAAUCACAUUUGGAAUCAUUAAGUCCACAACAACGAUAUGAUGUGGAUAGCAAAGCUGAAGCUCUUCAUAAACAUUGGAUUGAGCUAAAAGAUAUCGUAUUGAAACGAGUUGAUGUUGUUUCUUUGUUAAUUGAAUUCUUUGAAAAAGCUGAACAUUUAGAUGAUCAGUAUAAUAGUUUGGAACAAGGACUUGAACAAGUUUCGGAUGAGAAGAAAUUACGAUUUAUGCAAGAUUCAUGGUCGAAGAUUCAAAAGGAGUUUAAUGAACUCAAGGAAUGUGGAAAUCGAUUGAUAAAUUUGAAAAUUGUAGAUCCAUAUCUUGAGACAAAAUCUCUUCGAUCCGACAUCGAAGACAUCAUCAACAGCUUCAGUAGCCGUCAGAUCGAUGUUACAACCAGUUUGAAAAAUCUAACAACAAGAAUCGCAGAAAAGCGUGAAAUUGAAAUUAUCUUAGAAAAGAUUAUGAACGAUAAUGAAGAGACUGCCAUCAAAACAACCAAAGUGGAUACCCAACUUUACCCGGUCUUCACAUCACCCUCCGAAGAUGCCGAAUUCCUUCUGCGCGAAACCAAACAAAAACUCUCAGCCGUGGUGAAUGACAUCGAACGCGCCCAGGACGAAAUCGAACAACGCGUCCAGACCACCCUCAGUAUUCAAACAAAAGACGAAGAAUCUCUGCAAAAAAUUGACCAGGUUAUAACCAACCUGCGCACUCUCAAAAACAAGCUAGAUGGCAUCAAAUACGACUAUCGUACACUCCUCGAAAGUGUAUUGAACUUUGUCGACAACGUCAUCCAACUGCGCCAACAAAUCGAUGAAUAUUUCGUGGUGCAAAAAUCGAAAUUCCCCGAUAAUAGUUGUGAGAAAAUCGAUCGGGUUAUUGCGGAUCAUGAACGAUUCCGGGAGAAUUGCAUGGAUAAAUUUAGAUCGCUUAUAACACAGAGCGAACUGCUGAUUGAUCGUGUGCGUGCAUUGGAACCAUUGGGCGCACGCGAAGUCGAUACAGAUCGUAUUCUGAAAUUGCUGGAGAAUUUGCGAAUUCAUUUCGAGUCGAGAAACGGUGCAAGAAUGUCGGAUUUGGAUCGACUGGAGAAGUUGGAGAGUUUUAGAAGUGACCUUUAUGAUAUAAAUAGGAGUUUGGAUAGUGUUAGCAAGCAAUUGAGUGACAUUAAUGGACAGAGUAUUGACAGUUUGGCAUCGGCUAAAACGACAUCGUUGGCAUUUGAGUAUUUUGAGAGAACAAUUGAGCUCCUAGAAAAAAGGAUAACAAACUUUACCGAAAAUUCACAAUCACUCUAUGCCACCAAUCCAGAUAGUGAACAAUUUAUACGAGAUGAGUUGAAGAAACUCGAAGAUAAAUGGAAGAAUUUCAAGGAUCAAGUGAAAUCGAAACGGAAUUCUCUGAAUUCGGCAACAGACUUUUUCGAAAUUGUUGAAAAGAUUGAUGCUGAAUACCGAGAAAUCAGUUACUUCUACACAAGUGUUUCGAACAAAGUCACUUAUUUGCGAGAUCCCGUUGAAGCUUCAAAUUUAGUCAAUGACAUUGAAACUUACAUUGGAGCAAGAGAGGGCCGACUUCGUGAUAGUUUAGAAAAAGCCCAUCAAUGUGGUCACGAUGAAAGGAAAGUGAUAACCCUGCAAAAUGACGUCUUCACUUUACUCCAAUCAUUUAUAAAAUUGAAGACUGACAUCAGUAUUGUACAAGAACGAAUGAAAGUUGAAGAGCGUUUGCGAGAACAACAGGCCCAAGCUGCUAAGGAACAAGCGGAAAGGGAACGCUUUGCUAGGGAACAAGCAGAACGAGAACGUUUCGCACAGGAACAGGCUGAAAGGGAACGAUUGGCAAGGGAACAAGCGGAAAACGAUCGACUGGCAAGAGAACUUGCCGAAAGAGAAAGGUUUGCUAGGGAACAAGCCGAAAGGGAGAGGCUUGCUCGCGAACAGUUGGAGAGAGAGAAAAUCGCCUGGGAACAAGCUGAAAGGGAACGCCUUGCAAGAGAGUAUGCAGAAAAGGAUAGAAUUGCUCGUGAAAAUGCUGAAAAAGAUCGACAAGCUUGGGAACAAGCCGAACGAGAACGAUUUGCCAAGGAACAAGCUGAAAGGGACCGUUUGGCAAGAGAACAAGCUGAACGUGAGUUUUUGGAAAGGGAACGCCAGGCAAGGGAAAGAGCUCAAGCCGAAUUUAUGGAACGAGAAUUACUGGCAAAUCAACAAGCUGAAAGGGAACGUCUUGCUAGGGAACAAGCUGAGAGAGAUUUUGCUGAGCGAGAACGUUUGGCAAGGGAACAGGCAGAAAAAGAACGUCAAGCUAGAGAACAAGCUGAAAAGGACUUCUAUGAACGUGAACGUCAAGCAAGGGAACAAGCUGAAAAGGAACGUUUAGCCAGAGAACAAGCUGAAAGGGACUUCAUGGAACGAGAACGUAAGGCUAGGGAACAGGCGGAAAAAGAACGUCUUGCCAGGGAGCAAUUGGAACGAGACUUUAUCGAAAGGGAACGUUUGGCCCGAGAACGUGCAGAAAAAGAACGAAUUGCUCGGGAAAAAGAAGAGAAAGAUCGAAUUAUUCGGGAACAAACUGAAAUUGUAACAAUCAUCAAGGAUAAUGGAAAUAAUGAUCAAGUCGCUCAUUCGGAGAAUAUUGAUGAAAUCCGAAAGGAACUGAAAAUUAAUGAAAUGUUUACAGAAAUCAAAUAUUCGCAACCAAGAUUUACGAGACUUUUAAAGGAUGCCAUUACCAAAGAGGGAGAUCGUUUUAUGUUCGAGUGUCAUGUUGUGGGAAGUCCUGCUCCAACUGUCGAUUGGUACAAAGAUGGCAUCCUUAUUCACAAUAAUCCGGAUUAUAAGACUUCAUUGAGCAAUGAUGGUGUCUGUACUCUGCUAAUUGAGGAGACUUUUGUAGCCGAUUCAGCUAGAUUUAGCUGUAGGGCUUCGAACUUAGUUGGAGUUAGCGACACUAGCGCCACCUUGUCUGUUCGAGAGAACCCAGCUGAAGUUCAAAUGACUCCUCCGAGAAUUGUAAAGUUCCUCGAGAGUGGCAAAGCUACCGAAGGUAGUCCAUUUGAGUUUACUUGCAUUGUGACAGGAAAUCCAUUGCCAACGGUACAGUGGUACAAACAGGACAAAUGUAUCGAUGAUUCGCCAGAUUACGUCAUCAGUUAUAACAAUGGCGAGGCAAAGUUGAGAUUUGAAGAAGUUUUCUUAGAAGAUGAUGCUAUUUAUACGUGUAGUGCUUCAAAUCAAGUAGGAAUCGAACACUGUUCGGCUAGCCUCAUUGUGGAACCUCUUGAACCAACCGAAAUGCCACACUUCAAGAUCCCACUCAAUAAUGUCAUGGCGCGUGUCGGCCAAAAAAUCAGACUCGAAGCCUUGGUAGGGGGCAUCCCUAGGCCAGAAAUUUAUUGGACACAUAAUGGAAAACCAUAUGCAAGUCGUGAAAUGAGGUACGAGUAUGGACGUGUCACGCUGAUGAUACCCGAAGCAUAUCCCAAAGAUUCUGGUGAAUACAUUUUGACAGCUAAAAAUCUAGCAGGUGAAGCAUUUAGUACGUGUAACGUUAUGGUUAAAGGUCGGCUACCAAAUGAAACGUCCGAUUCGGAAAUGGCAAGUGAUAUGGAACCUAUUAAACCUUCGGUCCAAUUGCCUCUGAAAGAUGUUUCGAUAUUUGAGGGUAAAUCGGUUCGUUUAGACUGUGUGAUUGUGGGGCAACCAGAGCCCGAAGUAAUUUGGUAUCAUGACGAAAGACCUGUGAAAGAAUCCGCCGAUGUUCAGUUGCUCUUCCAAGGAGAUCGGUGUUCGUUACUGAUUCAGGAAGUUUAUCAGGAAGAUGCUGGACACUAUAAAGUUGUUGCGAUCAAUUCAGCUGGAGAAGCUUCAAGCAGUUGUGAGUUGAAAGUGACUCCGUUAAAUAUCGCCGAACCAGCGACAAGAAAUCACAGUGAAAGCGUUACAGUAACAAUCGAUAGACAACCGAAGUUUGAAAAGUUCCUAAGUGACGUGCUAGUCGCUGAAGGUGAUCCCGUUGAAAUGGAGUGUAUAGCUGUUGGCGAUCAACCUCUUCAGGCUAAGUGGUAUCUCAGCAACAAGGAACUCGAAGAAACCUCCGAUAGAAUCAAGGUUAUCACUGAUAGCGAAAAGGGUAUCUUCAAACUUGUCUUCAGCAGUGUAUCGGUCGAUGAUAAAGGUGUUUACACGGUAAAGGUUUCGAAUAAGUCGGGUGAUGCCAAAUGUUUCUCACAUUUGAUCGUGAAAAGUGUCAAUGCCCCUGAUAACCAACGUAUUCAGCAAAUCGAAAUCGAAGAGAAACUAGUUUGUCCAACUUUCACAGAGCUUUUUAGUGACAAGAACGGUCUUCCGGGAGAAGUUAUUAAGUUCGAGUGUAUUGUGAAAGGCAAACCAACUCCAAAAAUCCGUUGGUUCUUCAAUGAUCAACCAGUUCAUGGAAAGAAUUUCCUCAUUUCAACCAGUGGCGAUAGGCAGGUUUUGACUAUUCCCGAGGCGAGUCCCGAAACUGUUGGUAAAAUCUGUUGUGUUGCUGAAAAUGAAACCGGAAAAGCAACUUGUAUUGCAUUUUUAAGCCUGAUUGGAAGUGGUAAUCAACCGUCUUCGGUAGCUGAUAUGCAACAAAGUACCCAGGAACACAAUACCGGUUCUUCAAGCGUUACUAUCAAAAAGCAAACUUUCACAACGACUUCGACUUCUCAGGUGAAUAGUUAUGAGGGGAAUCUUCCCCAGAUGGAAGUUCACACUUCAAGUGCUCAUAUCGAUCAGAGUCUUAAACAACUUGGCGGCGCACGCCCGGAAGUUGUGGAAAGUCAUCAUUAUCAGGAGUUCCAUAAAAGCAGUGAUUUGCCAGCAACAAUUCAGCAGAAAUCAAUUGUUUCGAUACAAUCGGGCAGUGAUCUAUCACCGAAGAGCACUCGAAAGCAAAUUGCACCGAGGUUCACAACCCCGUUGGUUGGAAAGAUCGUUGAUCAGGGAGCUGAUGUGUUCUUGGAAGCCAUUUAUGAUGGUUUCCCUUCACCGGAAAUUAAAAUCCACAAAAAUGGGGCUGAAUUGUUCGAAAGUGAUAAAACUAAGAUCACUAACAAAUUUAAUCGUUUGACAAUCGAUUUGAAGCAGGUUGGUGUCUUGGAUGCUGGGCGAUAUUCUGUGACAGCAUCGAAUACUAUGGGACAGUCAACUAGUACCGCUGAUGUGGUUGUUAAGAAAACCAUAUUCCCUCCUGUUUUUGGUCAUCGUUUGCAAGCCCAAGUUGCCAAACGUGGCGAUCGUAUUGUCAUGGAAGUUGAAGUUACUGGAACACCCGAUCCAACUGUAACUUGGUUAAAAGAUGAUAAACCUUUGAAAGAAGUCGGUUUAUCAGAACAUAGAAUCAAGUCGGUGGGAAAUACCCAUACUUUGAUUAUUGAAAAAGGUCAAACUACUGAUUCUGGAAAGUUUAUGGUUAGGGCUACAAACGCCGGUGGAGAAGCCAAAAGCAUAGCUGAUUGUGUCAUUGUUGAACCAACUCCUGAAAGAAUGGUAGAAGUUGUCAAAACUGUCAUUUUCGAUGAUGCCAAGGAUAUCACAGCUGAGGUUUGUUAA
Messenger RNA from Episyrphus balteatus (marmalade hoverfly), 7604 nucleotides. It is a transcript of the gene zormin, whose product is annotated as kettin homolog. NCBI's taxonomy places the organism in Eukaryota, Metazoa, Arthropoda, Insecta, Diptera, Syrphidae. Gene Ontology annotation, molecular function: protein binding. The record is from RefSeq and is a predicted model, not a curated record.